Messenger RNA from Prorocentrum cordatum, 1320 nucleotides. NCBI's taxonomy places the organism in Eukaryota, Dinophyceae, Prorocentrales, Prorocentraceae. The record is from the annotation of a GenBank genome assembly.
AUGAAAGUGAGGCUUCCAGUACACCUGAUAGACAGGCGACUACUCACGGAGCGGAGAGACAGCCUUGGUGAUUUCGAACUGAUCAUCGAGGACGGGCCGGCUGGACAGGAUGGAAGGCAGGUCAAAGUCGGGGACCAGUGGCUGGUGAAGCCCUGGGUGAAGGCCAAAGCAAAGGCGAGACCUGUGAAGAAGCAGCUCGCCGCGAAGGCCAAAGCCAAUAAGAAGGAGCUGGCCACGGGCUGGCGCCGUCGGAAGCGAGUCGAGGCCAGCACCCACAAGCACCUAGAGGGCAGCAAGAACGCGGAGCCGGUGCCGAGUGGUCAGCGUGUGCCACCUUGGGAGUGCACGCCAUGCUCGGACUCGCUCAAGCGGAAGGUGAUGAACUUCGGUUUCCGCUCGAGCUGCCCUUUCUGCAAGAGGUCAGCUCCGCCGGAAACCCUCCUGAAGCAGGAGGCCCAGCGCGCAGCCGCCCAAGUGGAGAAGCGCAAGGUCAUCAGCCAGAACAGGGAGGAGUUCAUCAAGAUGCGGGACACUCGCAGGCAGCAGGCAUCGGCAGCUUCCAGUUCUUCAACCUCUCCAGCGACGACGGUGACGAGACGCAACCAGUGGACGAGCUCGUUGACCAGGCUGAAGAAGGCGAACAAAGACAAGAUCAAGGAGACCCAGAAGCAGAAGGAGGCCAAUCCUGCGCGAGAGGGGCCAUUGGAAUCGACCGCUCAGGCUGGUUCCAGCCUCCAGGCCCUGAUCGACAAGGCCACUGCAAAGAAGGACCAACUGACCGAGCUGAUCCAGUACCUCGGCCCGCUCAUGAAGGCUCCCCGCUCGGCCGAGUCCAUGGGCAGGCUGCAGACGCUGCACAGCCAGGCCAGCGAGGAUGUAAACAAGACGGAGAAGGAGCUGGAGCAGCUGCGGGGGCUGCAGAGGCGGACCAUCCACUUGCCACAGCCCAGUCGCAUCGGCGGCGAGGCUGCUGGCGAAGUACUGCCACAGCCCAGUCGCAUUGGCGGCAAGGCUGCAGGUGAGCUGAAGGAAGACGACGAUUUUGAGUUCGCGGAGAUCCCGCCCUUCCCGCUGCUGGGCAGCGCCGUCAGCCCCAAUACGGACGACGAGGGCGCCGCGGAGAUGGCGUCGCCCGCGGUCGACGCGAGUGGCUGUCCCGCUACUCAGGCGGACUUUGAUGCCAUGGCAAGCAUCUGCAUCGAGGCGAUUGGCAAGGACAGGUCCGAAGCCACGAGGCGCAUCAAGGGCUUCAGUGAGCGUUUCGGCAUGGAGGCGGAAUGGCAGUCCACCUUUGGCCGCAUGCUCGAGAAGCCCCCCUGA